Peronospora matthiolae is the source of this 333-nucleotide messenger RNA. The record is from the annotation of a GenBank genome assembly. NCBI's taxonomy places the organism in Eukaryota, Oomycota, Peronosporomycetes, Peronosporales, Peronosporaceae.
AUGAAGUGGAAUAUGGUCGAGAGUGAUACGUGCAUGAUUGAGCUCACGGAACUAUCCAAAUGGUACUGGGGUAAGUCAGCAUCACCAGCAGCAUCCCUAAGCAAUCAAUGCCCGAUUCGAGCAACUGGUCAUGAUAAGUCUAUGCUUGAGGUGUGUACACAGGAGAAACCGUUUUUGGAGAAUCUGAAGGUAUCUGAGUGCUACGCGUAUAUGAAAAUGCUGAUAGAGAAGAGGUCGAAUCUUGAUUCGCGAUCGACAUUGUGUCGCUCCUUGGGAUACUCGGACCACGAAAAAGCGUAUCGAUUUGAAGAGCUAUCAGGCUGUCAGACCUAG